Messenger RNA from Dalotia coriaria, 1782 nucleotides. RefSeq names its product magnesium transporter spict (gene spict). Gene Ontology annotation, molecular function: magnesium ion transmembrane transporter activity. The record is from RefSeq and is a predicted model, not a curated record. Gene Ontology annotation, cellular component: membrane. Gene Ontology annotation, biological process: magnesium ion transport. The transcript is spliced from 4 exons. The coding region runs from base 189 to 1145 and encodes 318 amino acids. Lineage: Eukaryota; Metazoa; Arthropoda; Insecta; Coleoptera; Staphylinidae.
UUGAAUUGAGGCAUGUAAGUAUAGGUUAAUGCCGUUCAAUGCAUUAAGUGGUUGAUUCACAGCGAAACCAAGUUUGCAAGAGAUUACUGCUGUCUUCAAUGGUUUAAUAAUAAAAUUAAUAAUAAACAAUGAUAUAUACUUAUUGCCAUUCAAAAAAUUGAUGACAAGUCAGAAAUAAAACUGGAAUAAUGAAUAUUUUAAUCAAUAAACAAAACAGUGAUUUUUACAUUGGACUAUCUCUGGCCUUAGUAUCUACUAUAUUCAUUGGAUCUAGUUUUAUUAUAAAGAAAAUUGGUUUACAAAGACUCACACAUAGAGGUUCUUUACGAGCUGGUGCUGGAGGAUUUGGAUACUUAAAGGAAUGGAUAUGGUGGCUUGGCCUCAUUACCAUGGGAAUAGGUGAAUUGGCAAACUUUGGAGCAUAUGCAUUAGCUCCAGCAACAUUAGUAUCACCUUUAGGAGCACUAAGUAUUCUGAUAACAUCAGUUUUAGCAUCAAAGUGCUUAAAUGAAAAGUUAAAUAUUCUAGGAAAGCUAGGUUGUAUUCUAUGCAUCUUGGGAUCAACCAUUAUUGUGAUACAUUCACCAAGAGAGGAGUCAAUAUCGGACGUUGCUUCACUUCUCGAACGUCUUCGGUCCUCAUCAUUUAUAUUUUAUUCACUUGUAGUCAUUUCAUUGUCAGUACUGAUUGCAUUCCAUUUGGGUCCUCUCUAUGGCGAACAAAACGUCGUUGUUUAUUUGCUGCUUUGCGCGAGCAUUGGCAGUCUUACCGUGAUAUUAUGCAAGGGACUUGGACUUGCACUGAAGGAGUCUAUUGACUGGCCAUUCUACGUGUUUUUUGUUCUUAUGUGCUGUUGCCUACUAGUACAGAUGAAUUACUUAAACAAGUCAUUAGAUUUAUUUAAUACGAACAUAGUUACACCGGUAUAUUAUGUUUUCUUUACGAGUUUUGUGAUUAUUGCGUCGUCAAUUGUUUUCAACGAGUGGCACGGCUUGAAAACUGAAGAUAUUUUAGGGAAUUUAUGCGGUUUUACAAUUAUUAUCAUCGCAAUAUUUAUGUUGAACGUUUUCAAAGAUCUAGAUGUGAGCAUGGGGAGUUUAUUUCGCCAGAAAGCGUCUAAAUAUCAUGGCUAUCAAAACGUUUAAACGCUACACUUAGUUCGACGUUCUGCGCCAACAAAUUCUAGUCUUUCGCGUAAACUCAACCGUUUAUGACGUGUCAUCUGUGGCACGAAUUUUAUGUGGGCAGCCAUACCAAAUAACUUACAAACGGUAGCCCCAACCUAGUGCGCAAUUAAGAUGUUACAGCCGUUUGUCAUCAAUUAGAGAUGAAGUCAACUAUAAAAUCCUAUCUUAGUCUCGAAUAUUUUAAAUUCUUAUUUACAAUUGAUCGCUAGCUAGUCAUUCAGAUGUGAAAUUUACGCGUGACUGAAUUUAUUUCGUUUAUUUGCCAAAACAAAUGUGUGUAGGUUUAGAUUAACCCAUUAAUUUGUUUGCUUGCACUGGCUAUGAUGAUGAUGAUGUAGAGUUAAUAUUGUAAAAUGUGCUGACAAAUCUUUGGGUAAAACCAGUUACAAAAAAUACACAAACAACGAUUUGAAAAUUCUGAUUGUAAUAGUCAUCUUCACAAUUUGCAAUUACUCAGCAUGACUAAUAUAAGUGAGUUAUUUAUUUUUCUGCAGCAUAUAUUACACUAUUUAUUUUCUUAGAAGAAAAAAUUAUAAAAGUAUAUAAUAAUCAGUGCUAUGUCACUCCAAAUAAAAUUGUACACAUUUCUACGCAA